Orbicella faveolata is the source of this 2398-nucleotide messenger RNA. RefSeq lists its product as uncharacterized. The record is from RefSeq and is a predicted model, not a curated record. NCBI's taxonomy places the organism in Eukaryota, Metazoa, Cnidaria, Anthozoa, Scleractinia, Merulinidae.
AAACAAAAACUAAGCGUUAAGUACUUAGUAUAGAAUGAGAAGAACUGACCGAGUAUUUCAGUCAAAGUAUUUUGUAACUCUACACGGCUGUGCUCAACUGGUUUUCUGCCUAAAUUUUCUGGAAACUUAAAAAAAGUUGGAGGUAGCUUCUUUUCGGUAACUAGCCGGCCGGAAUUCCACUUCAAUAUAUUUUUUGUGACAACGGCGAUGAACAGUUGACAACUAUGGCUUCGUCUCAAGACGUUUACUCCGAAGAUGACAACUUUUUGAUCGGGAACGAUUCUAACACAGACCGUCAUCGAAGAGAAGCUAGGCAACUUCACCUCAGCCAAUUUAGAACAACGCGUCGCGAGGCGCAUUUCGCAAGGUACAGAAACUCUUUUCUGAAAUGCGACUUAGACCAAACAAAUAACCGAAUUGAACAAGAAAGGCGUUUAAGAUCAGCAGAAAUGGAGCGUGCUCGAGCUGCCAUUGUGAAGCAAGCAGAGAGUAGAAGGAAAGUUAAGCGCUACAGCGUGAAUGAAAACGAUGCAGCAAUGAUGUCCUCUGCUACAGAUGGAAAGCCUAUUAUAUUAAUUAACAAUAUUUCACCGAGCAGAGAGGCCAAAUAUGAAAGCAAAGAUCUUGGAAAUAACAGCCGACUCGCGAGACAAAGCCACCGGAGUUUUCGACACGGUGUAACAAAUUUAAGUUUGUCGCACGCGUCAACAGUGACCGGAGAACGCGCGUGUGAUUCGGCGGGAGAAAACGAACAAGUGACUUCCUCGGUGAACACGGGCGAUGGUAAAGGCAGCUCUCUGGGCAGCAACGUGGAUAAGCAAAAACCGAGUGAAGUUAAUCCUUCAUUAAACGCUGGAUCAGCUCAUGGGAAAGAAUCUGAGCGGAUGGGAAGCCCUUCUGUUUCGCCGGAAUCUACACCUGGUUCGGAGCGGAAUCUAUCAGCAAAGAGCCGAUCAGUCAAAGUGGCUUCGAACCGGAAGACUCCUUUUUUGAACCGGAGAAAGGGCAGUGCAGUUAGCUUCCAGGAAUCACAUGCGAAGAAAACACAAUACGCUCACGAACGAUGGGUUUGGACGGAGUUUGACAAGAUCAUGAAGGGCUUCGCAGAUUUCCUGCAGAUAGAGCAUAAGUCUGUUAAAUUGAGGAACGAGGCUGCUGUCGACCAGGACACAAAGGCGAGACCGCCUCCAAACGUAACCCUUAAUUCUCGCAAUACUUUAAGCCCAUUUUUCUUUCGUUAUGGAGUAUCUGAUCAAAUAGCUUUUCGCUUUUUACCGGCGUUUAUAUUAACUUGGGUAAACACAAUCACCAAGCGUAGAAGUUUCACGCGCCGUGGAAACAACACAACGCUUCAAACCAUGAACGUAGACGGACGAUCCGAGGUUUCGCUUUCUCCAACACGGAGGCGUAACAGGUCCAGAGCGAAUUCCGAACCUUUUAGAACUCGCAAAACGCUCUCUGUGUGGGAAUCAUCGAGGAAUUCGCCAGAUUCACGGCAAACUAAAUCAUGUCGCUCCGAGAUAGACAUGACUGUGAUGAACGAACAAAACAGAGAAAGGCUCAUCGAAGCGUUUUUACCCGAUCUGAGGAAGAAUCACACACGCAUGGGCUACCUGCAUCGAGGAAGACCGUUUAAUCUCAAUCAAGAGAAGCUUAAGACUGUUCAAAUCCGCGCGAAAACCGCGUCGUACAACAGAGACCUUCGCGAACAUUCAGAUAUAUCUCUAGGCUGUGGUAGAAAGGCUGCAAAUAGCACAACUCCACGACCCAGAUGGGCCGUGAAACCUUUGCCGAUGAAUUCAGCCAACGAUAGACUUUGUCCUGAUGUUCCGCCACAAAUGGUAGCGUUUGUGAAGCGACAGCAGUGGAAUUACAGCGAUGGUAGAUCAUGUCUUGACAGACCACUGCCGAAGAGGUCACUUGACAAGUAGAUACGUGCUCGUAUCUCCCUACAGGGUUUUUAUGGGUAUGAAAUUUGUUGGAAAGCAUCUGAUCAGGACGAGAUUAAUGAAGUGGUCAUAAAGGAUAAUUGCAGUUUGUUGUGCAAGAUAAGCAAAGGUGCUGAAAACGUUUGUUUGAUUAUUUGAUGUCAGCUUCCUCUUGGAGAUUAAAGAAUGUUUUCACAGCAUUAAAAAUUUACGAAGUUAUAUCAUACCCAAGGUCGCAACUGCGCGGCUUUCAUAAGACCUCAGAAGAGAAAACAGUGGUGCACAUUUCUGCGAAAUAAGACUUAAACGGAAGAAAAUGUGAUCUCGUGGCAUAUGUAGCGAAAUUAAUCGUUGGAUUAUUAAUUAACUGAAUUGCGUACUUUGUACAAUUAUUACAUGAUGAUUUUUCUCGUGUUUGCUUUAGCAGGUGGCGGCCUCACUAAUGUAAUAAAAAUAACGUCAUCACAAUA